Messenger RNA from Cyprinus carpio (common carp), 1122 nucleotides. Its product is annotated as CCR4-NOT transcription complex subunit 9-like. Lineage: Eukaryota; Metazoa; Chordata; Actinopteri; Cypriniformes; Cyprinidae. The transcript has 8 exons. Gene Ontology annotation, biological process: negative regulation of translation; mRNA catabolic process. Gene Ontology annotation, cellular component: CCR4-NOT core complex; CCR4-NOT complex; P-body. The record is from RefSeq and is a predicted model, not a curated record. The coding region runs from base 173 to 1069 and encodes 298 amino acids.
CGAAGAAGAAAAGCGUACCGGAAGAGAACCGUAGAAGAAGAAGCAGCACCAGCAGCGGAAGGCGGUUGUUUUCUUUUAGCUUGUUUGCUAAUGUAAACCCGAAUUUAUUAUCUUUGUUUUAACAACUACAGCUCACUCGUACUCUGGAGAUCACAGUAAAGUGGUAGGGAGGAUGCUGGCUACAGGAACGACUGUAACCACGGCGGGUCUGACGCAGGUGGACCGUGACAAGAUCUAUCAAUGGAUCAACGAGCUCUCCAGCCCUGAAACGCGUGAGAACGCCCUGCUGGAGCUCAGCAAGAAGAGGGAGUCUGUGACAGAUCUGGCCCCGAUGCUCUGGCACUCCUGUGGUACUAUAGCCAGUUUUUUACAGGAGAUUGUGAACAUCUACCCAUCCAUAAACCCCCCGACACUGACAGCACAUCAGUCUAAUCGAGUGUGUAACGCUUUAGCACUGCUGCAGUGUGUGGCCUCCCACGUAGAGACACGCUCUGCUUUCCUGGCAGCUCACAUCCCUCUGUUUCUGUAUCCCUUCCUGCACACGGUCAGUAAAACUCGACCCUUUGAAUACCUGCGGCUCACAAGUCUGGGUGUUAUCGGUGCACUAGUGAAAACAGAUGAGCAGGAGGUGAUCAACUUCCUGUUGACCACAGAAAUCAUUCCUCUCUGUCUGCGCAUCAUGGAGUCCGGCAGCGAGCUCUCCAAAACGGUGGCCACAUUUAUACUGCAGAAGAUCCUCCUGGAUGACACGGGUCUUGCGUAUAUCUGCCAGACCUACGAACGCUUUUCACAUGUCGCCAUGAUACUGGGAAAGAUGGUUCUUCAGUUGUCUAAGGAGCCUUCGGCUCGCCUGCUGAAACAUGUUGUGCGCUGUUAUUUACGGCUUUCUGACAACUCCAGGGCGAGAGAAGCUCUGCGUCAGUGCCUGCCCGACCAGCUGAAGGACACCACGUUUGCUCAAGUGCUAAAGGACGACUCCACCACCAAACGCUGGCUUGCUCAGCUUGUCAAAAACCUACAGGAAGGGCAGGUCACAGACCCCCGCGGCAUCCCCUUACCUCCUCAGUAAAACACACUCAUCCCAAACCCUCCAGGACGACCAGCACCAUACCUUAAACACAU